Onychostruthus taczanowskii (white-rumped snowfinch) is the source of this 1283-nucleotide messenger RNA. RefSeq names its product interleukin 15 receptor subunit alpha (gene IL15RA). The coding region runs from base 196 to 912 and encodes 238 amino acids. The record is from RefSeq and is a predicted model, not a curated record. Gene Ontology annotation, molecular function: interleukin-15 receptor activity. Gene Ontology annotation, biological process: interleukin-15-mediated signaling pathway. Gene Ontology annotation, cellular component: plasma membrane. The transcript has 8 exons. Lineage: Eukaryota; Metazoa; Chordata; Aves; Passeriformes; Passeridae.
CACUCGCCCCUCCCGGACACCGCACCCCCUCGCUGCCCCCGGCUGCCCACCCAUCCCGACAGGGCGGCGCGUCCCUCCCGGUGGCCCGACUCGAAAGCGAAAGCGAAACCUCCCGGACCACACCGGGACGGCGACAGCGCCAGGGAAGCGCCACGGAACUCCCGCUGGAGCCCGAUCUGCCCCCGGGCCGCCCCCAUGGCACCGCGGCUGCUGCCGCUGCUCUGCGGGACCGCCGCUCUCCUGCUGCUCCGCGCCGCCGCCGACACCGCUCACUGCAGCCGCCCCAAGGCCGUGGCCAACGCUCGCAUCGACGCCGGGAAUCGCACGGAGCUGAAUUCCCGCCUGCGCUACUCCUGCAACCCCGGCUACAAACGGAAAGCUGGAACCUCCAGCCUCAUCCAGUGCAUCCUCUGGAACGGCUCCGAGCCCCGCUGGACCGACCCCACGCUCCAGUGCAUCCGAGAUCCGGCUCUUUCCUGGAAAACCCCCGGCCUGGAGAGCACGACCCAGAGGGCAGGUACCACUGGUGCCAGCCCCAAUUCCAGCCCUUCUCCAGCUUCCAGUCAGUCACCUGUGCCACCAGCACCUGAUGGGCUGUCACCAGAUGGACCCAGGCCACCGGAAACGAUUCCAACACUGGACACAUCCACGCUGGGAGAGGGGACAACCGCGCCGCCCAUCCCGCCCACGGAUUAUGCCGCAGUUUCCAUCCAGUCUGUGGCCUCUUCUGUUGGACUCCUGGUGCUGCUGGCCAUCGGAAUUGCGGCCGUCUACUGCUGGAGGAGGAGGAGGAGGAGGAGGAGGAAAUUCACCAGGCAGGGCUACACGGUGACGGAGACAGACAUUCCCAUGGAGGGAAUUCCCUCUGGGAAUGAGGAGGUGGCACCUCCUGUCAUUGUCCCCACGGGCUGAGCACCCACCCUGGGGACACUGGGCGCACCCACCAUCCCGAGGGAUGCCGGAGGAUGGAAUUCUGGAUGCUUCCCUGAGGGGUGGCACAGCACACGGAGCAGCCGGGGAUGCGUGGCUGCUCUUCCUGGCCUGAACAUGGAUGAUUCCCAUGGAUCAUCCCAAAGCCACUGAGCCAGAGCCAAAGGUGGUGGGACCAUCCCACCCCCACACAGCUCAGGGAUCCUUUGGAAGCGCUUCCAGCUCCGAUCCCAGCUCUGGAUCCUGAUCCCCACUGGCUCCCAGGGAAUCCAAGCUGGAGCAGUCUCUCUACAGACACCAUCAAGGACCAAAUAACACAAUUUAGGGAAUAUUUUCCUUUGUGUGUUUUCCCU